AGACACAGACGGCGAAUCAGCCGCGGCUUAUCUACCAGUUAAAUGUGAAAUAUUUUGUCUAUUGAGUGGUGACAUUUGGGGAUAACGCGGCCGAAGCUGUUGUUGAAUGUUAGAGGUUUAACUCCGGUGAUAGAAAAAGCAGCCAGGCCGUGAUCCCGUGGAGAAGGAGGACAGAAUUUCAUCAGGCCUGAGUGGUGGAUGGCUGAAUGUUUUGGAGAGAGGUUCCGUGCGGGGUAAAAGGACGACGAAAAUAGGGACAUUCAAACAGGGGGGGAAAUGCAGCGGAGCUCGCUCCUGUCGGCGUGGUUCCGGCUGGAUUCGUUUUGCAGGCUGUUUGGGAACACUUACAGAGCCUACUCAAGAAUGUGCAGUUUUUAGAGGGGCGGAGACAAGCUGGCUUUCCAUCCAUAGCUGAGGCUGUGUGUGCGCAGCUCGGCCGUACGCUGCCCUACUGUACGGGCUGUCUAAUUAAGUUUACAAUAGGAGACAACAAGGGCUUCCUCUCGGUUCUUCUGGGCCAUAAUGGGUGGAACGGUUUUCGUUCGCAGAGACUCGUCACGCAGCCCGGCGCGCAUUGUUUAACCUGCAGCCGAACUAACCAGAAUCGUCCGCGCUAAAGUGACACUGGGACUCGGAGCAAGUGACCCAGCUAACAUAGUUAUAAAUGCGGCUGCCUUUCUGGUUUGUUUGCUUUUUGUUUUUGGAGAGAAACGCGGCGCUGCAAGCGGCAGGACGCGCUACGUUACACCGGCCGGAUUUUCCCCCUGCGCGUAAAUGUUAAAGAGCACCUACCGCGGCGCGAUCACCGCGGGGUGGCCGUGAAAAGUGGACCGUCUGGUUUGUUUUCUCCAUCCACUUCCAGCCUGCAUGGAACAAAGUGUGCUUUCUGUCACAUAACCUGCGCCUCGAGGUGGAUCCGGGCUCCGGUUUUGUCAGCGGGGCUUUGUACGCGGUAGCGUUUGCAACUCGAGGGUCCAGCUUCUCCCGAAACCAUGAGGACCACCGAGGAGACGGAGGGCUUUGACGGCGAGGCCUCCAACACUUCCAUGAUCUCCGGGGCCAGCAGCCCCUAUCAGCCCACCACCGAGCCCGUCCAUGCGCGCAACGUCCUAGGAGGGAUACGGUGCGACGUGGACUACCUGAAGUCGUACUUUGGGGUUUUAAAGGUGGUCGAAGUGGUCCUAUCACUCAUUGGAUUCAUCUGCAUAGAGACCAUCAUGAUGUGUUCUCCUUGUGGAGGGGUCUACUUCUUUGAAUUUGUCAGCUGCAGUGCCUUCGUGGUGACCGUAGUCCUCCUCCUGAUCUUUUUUCUCAACCUCCACACCAAGGUGCCCCAGGUCAACUGGAGCCUCACGGACCUGGUUAACACAUCCGUCAGCACCCUGUUCUUCUUCUUGUCGUCUCUCGUGUUGGCCUGCAUCAACCACAACACUGCGGCUGAAAUAGCGGCAGUGAUCUUUGGCUUCCUGGUGACAGGUGUGUACGGAGUGAACACCUUCCUGGCCGUGCAGAGGUGGCGCCGCGGCAGCGGGUCCCAGGGCGCGCCCCAGACCAGCGAGUACAUCCGAGCCCGCACGGCAUCCCGCGGAGAAAUGGAGGCGCGACCCGAGCUCGCUUGAGCGCCGGCAGAACGAGCGCGCACACUUGAGAGGAGGAGGAGGCCACGCCACUGGCAGCUGACUGAGACGGACGCCGCUCUGCCUUCGGAGCAGCGCGACGGAACUCCAGGUCUUGUGAGGAACGGCCAUCCCGGGUUCACUACUCGCUUUUUGACUUCUCAUCACAACACUUCAGACUUCAGUCGGUCUCGAUUACGUAGCUACAAGCGAGCUCAGUCGUUGUCGGCUGCUCCUGGUGACACAUAAGGACACACACACAAAAAAAAAAAAGUGGGAAAUGAAGGUAUGCUUUGUAAAAACAUUUCAUCUGCGUAUAUUUUCAAACUGGUAGAGCCACAAAAAAAAAAAAAAAAAAAAAAUCAAAAGUCAGACUCCACUUCAACCCUCCAAAGUGUUGUUCUGUUGCAGCUGUUGAUGAUUUUUCUUUCACUGUGAAUGAAGUAGAGUCAAAGAAGGUCCGCUUUUGUACAGCUUUGUGUCAUAUAUGAACUCUGCGGGAAGAAACGUGACCGUGCGUCCAGAAAACCGCCGGACCGUCGACGUAACAGUGACCUGCAGUAAAACAGACUUCCUUCCUUCGAGAUGUUCUUUUGAGAGAUUCUACACGCUUACACAAAAGUAGGUUUCUCCUUCGUCUUGGCUAACUUUACAGAUGCCCUUUAACGCGCCACUGUUUUGAUAUUUGCUCUCAGAAAUCACAACGGCACAGGACACUUCUUAACUACUGCAAUAGAGACGAGCCGCAGCCUCCGGCGUACGGCGGCCGCAGUGUUUUGGAACGAGUGAAAACGAUGCAACACAAACUGCGUCACUGCUUUAUUCUAGACUGUGUGUAAACUGCCCCCACAAAAAAAAAAAACUAGCAUUCCUUAAAAAAAAAAUUCCUUUUGAGAUCUGUGUGAGGUCGACACUGUGAGCUGGGAACAGGUUAUAUCGAGUGAUGAUAAGGUCAUUGGUAUCGCAUUCCUUUUUUGCACAUAUUUGCAGCUUCAAGCAACACAACAUGGUGACAGUGUUGGACAGACGCCAGGAGCUGGUCUAGAACAAUGACCCCUGGGCUAGACACUGUAUCUCAGGUACUGACGCUCCUUUAAUGUUAAGAAAAUAAAUAAAAAAACACACAUUUGAAAUGAAAUCACAGGGUGCCUCGACCUGAACGCUGUAUUUCCUAAUGCCUUCCUAAUUAUUAGACUAUUAUUAGAGAGUGGGGACAGACAGACGGUACGUUUAGCGGCGUCAGAGUUUUCCCUCUGUGGUUGGUUGACCUUAAAUAUUUGUAUAUGUAUCUACAGUAUAUUAUCACACACUUCAUGUAUUAUGAUAUCUCUAUCAUUCCACAUUGCAGCUGUUAUAAAGCCUGUUGUAAUGCCUCUUAA
Messenger RNA from Mugil cephalus (flathead mullet), 2995 nucleotides. It is a transcript of the gene cmtm4, whose product is annotated as CKLF-like MARVEL transmembrane domain containing 4. Lineage: Eukaryota; Metazoa; Chordata; Actinopteri; Mugiliformes; Mugilidae. Gene Ontology annotation, cellular component: membrane. The record is from RefSeq and is a predicted model, not a curated record. The transcript has 4 exons. The coding region runs from base 993 to 1619 and encodes 208 amino acids.